AUGGGAUUGCCGCUCAGGAUGAAUAACAUACACGCUCCCACGGUGCCUUCGGGCCCGAGUACCAACGCCUCAACCAAUGGCCAUUUCAACCGCUUGACCUUUGCUGAGCUACAGAGAAAGAAGGACGACACGGAGGCUGAGCUCAAAGCUUUGGGCGCAGUACUCGAUUCUCACGGAGUCGACAUGAACACUCCUCUCACCACUCGAGAUGGAUUUCCACGGGCCGAUAUCGACGUUGCGCAAGUGCGCACCACCAGAGCCCGCAUCAUCCACCUUCGCAACGACUACAAAGAUCUCAUGGCUCUGGUUGAAAAGCAUCUCCAUGAGCACUUCGCCAGUCUUCAAGAGAACGACGAAGUUCAGAUCUCACCUUCGACGGGCAAUGCCGGCUUGCUCGCGGGCCAUUCCCCGGCCCAGCCGCUGCAGGAGCCUUUCGCCAAGGUCAACAGCGUUGUGCCUGGGGGCCCGGCCGACACCGCUGGCUUGAAGCCGCAGGACGAGAUUCGCAACUUUGGUUACGUCAAUUGUUCUAACCACGACAAUCUUAAGAAGGUGGCCGAAUGUGUGCAAGGAAACGAAGGUCAACCAUUGCUGGUGCGUGUUUCGCGUCCUGGUUCAAGCUUGCGACAGGAACUGCAGCUUACUCUGAUUCCGACGCGCAACUGGGGCGGCAGAGUCGGUGACGAUUUCUACACGUCAAACGCCAACAGCCCGUUUUCGCUGUCUCUCUACGGUAAGCCUCGCUCGCUCCCACGGCAUAUCUGCCACCCUCCCGCCCAGUGCCUCAUUUCGACCGUCUUCGACCGAUACGAUUUUCUCUUGUUUGCGCCGACUGCUAACCCCUCGAUCAGCCCCGCUUGGUUAUAUCAGACUCGCACCGAGCCAAAUCAUCGAGCGAUCGCAAACAUGGCUGCCGCUCAGCAGACACCCACCUUCAAGCUCGUCCUUGUCGGCGAUGGUGGUACCGGAAAGACCACCUUCGUCAAGCGCCACCUGACUGGUGAGUUCGAGAAGAAGUAUAUGGCUACUUUGGGUGUUGAGGUUCACCCUCUUGGCUUCACCACCAACUUCGGUCAGAUCCAGUUCGACGUCUGGGAUACCGCUGGCCAGGAGAAAUUCGGUGGUCUCCGUGACGGAUACUACAUCAACGGCCAGUGCGGUAUCAUCAUGUUCGACGUUACCUCCCGCAUCACCUACAAGAACGUUCCCAACUGGCACCGCGAUCUCGUCCGCGUUUGCGAGAACAUCCCCAUUGUCCUCUGCGGCAACAAGGUCGACGUGAAGGAGCGCAAGGUCAAGGCCAAGACCAUCACCUUCCACCGCAAGAAGAACCUCCAGUACUACGACAUUUCGGCCAAGUCCAACUACAACUUCGAGAAGCCCUUCCUUUGGCUUGCGCGCAAGCUCGUCGGCAACCCCGCUCUGGAAUUCGUUGCCGCGCCGGCUCUGGCCCCUCCUACCGCCCAGGUCGACGAAAAGCUCCUCGAGCAGUACCGCAAGGAGAUGGACGAGGCUGCCAACAUGCCCCUGCCCGGCGAGCUCUCUGACGAGGAUUUGUAA
This is a messenger RNA of Colletotrichum karsti, 1560 nucleotides long. RefSeq names its product putative GTP-binding nuclear protein Ran. Gene Ontology annotation, biological process: ribosomal subunit export from nucleus; protein import into nucleus. Gene Ontology annotation, molecular function: GTP binding; GTPase activity; protein binding. The transcript is spliced from 9 exons. Lineage: Eukaryota; Fungi; Ascomycota; Sordariomycetes; Glomerellales; Glomerellaceae. Gene Ontology annotation, cellular component: nucleus; cytoplasm. The record is from RefSeq and is a predicted model, not a curated record. The coding region runs from base 1 to 1560 and encodes 519 amino acids.